GUGCGGAGAGCUUAAAUGUGGUCGUAUUUUCCACGCCUGCAAUAAGUAUCUUUUAGCAAAUACCCUGCUGGGACCUAGUCCGCGUAGCAAGUGAAAUUUCCUUGGCAAUUGGCUGUUAUUCACUGUAUAAGAAGUCGAAAAAUAACUUCUUAAAGGAAAUUUUUACCUUGCAUUCGCUUCUAAAAUCAUCACUUGAUUUUGGUAGGAUUUCACACUUGUCGUUCAUUUGCUUCAGAAAGUAAACAGAAUUGGAGUUUUCAAGAGAAUAAGAGAAUUGGAAUUUUGUUUCUAUCUUAUUAGAUUAAUCUUCUUAUUCAUCUACGUUUGUUAUUUAUCGUAAGGAUUUAUAUCAAAAAACGAGAAAAAUAAUAUUGAUUUGUAUUUGCAUAAAGACUCUAUAUAUCUUACGAUUUCCUGUUCUUUCUCUCGAGAUUCAAUUAUUUCGGUGGUAAACACCUACAAUAUCGACGUUUUUAUUAUUGAUGCCUUCUUUUAUUCGUCGUUCUAAUGUAUCUUCAAGUUCAGCUGACCGACCUCUUGAACUAGACGUUCAGAUGGAAUCACCUCCUUUGAUUAUGUACGGAGCUCCGGAUGUAUCCUCUGGCGCCCUAGCAUCAGGUCUUCUAAAGAUGACGGUAUUUGAACAUGCUAUUCAAACCAAUUCUGUCAAUUUGAAAUUCAUGCGUGUAUUACAUACAAAAAAUCCUGUCCGUGAGAGCUGUCCCAAUUGUCGUGCAAUUGUUGAUGUCCUUGAAAGUUGGAAUUUUUCUUCAAGUACAUUCUCCUUUUCUCAUGGUACGCAUACCUGGCCAUUUAGUUUUAUUAUCCCGGGGCAUUUCCCUCAAACGACAGAAUCCCCAUUUGUUAAUAUCCGAUACUUUCUUUUGGCUACAGUAACCAGUGAUGUUUCUGCUAAUUCAAAUGUAAAACUUGAGCACACGCUAAACAUAAAGCGAUCGAUUAUUUUAAACACUGACAAAGUCGCUCAACGCCUCUUUCCUCCUACUUCUCUAGUCGCGUUGUUGGAGAUGCCUCCGGUGAUCCACGCUCUAAGCUGCAUCCCUAUACAAUUUCAGCUUACUGGAUGUAGGCCUCAAAAUACAAAAUAUUCAUGGCAUUUGUCAAAAGUAUCCUGGCGGAUAGAGGAGCAAAUCAAAGCUCAGAUUAACCCAUGCACGGAACAUGAAGGAAGUCGAAAACCACAUGUAUAUCGUGAAACUAGAUUGUUGGGAAACGACGAACACAGAACUGGGUGGAAGGUCGAUGGCGAUCGUAUAUUGUUUGAAAUACCUGUUAGUACUUCACUUUUAUCGAAACCUAUAUGCGAUGUUACGUUGGAUGGUCAAUAUAGCCUUUCGAUAGCUCACCAGUUGAUAUUUGAGACGAUUGUUGUGGAGGAAAUUAACGCACGCCCAGUCAAUUCAAAUGCUCGCAUUUUGAGAAUGAAGGUUAACUUGCCUCUUACAGAAAGAGGUGGUCUUGGCGUGAGUUGGGAUGAAGAAUGCCCUCCUAUGUUUAGUAGUGUUGGGCCGAGUCCUCCCCCCUAUGAGCACGCUAUACAGAUGCCUCCUGUAUAAUUGCCUUGCUGUUUUCCUUGCCUGUAUUUUACAAGUUUGAUCCCAUGUAUUUCUGUCUCUUUCUUUUAUGUUUUAUUCAUGCUUUUUGUUUUGGUUUUUAUUUCAUUUUAUUCAUGUCUUCCUUGUACCUUUUAUGAUACCCAGAGGAUGGUUUUUCUCUUCGUUAGGUUCCCUUAUGUUUGUAUGAUUUAUUAGAUUUGGUUUAGGGGUGAAUUAAUUAAUGCUAAUUUAAGUACCUUUUAUAUAGUUCAAAUCAUUUCAUUAUUGCAA
Molecule: messenger RNA, 1847 nt
Organism: Schizosaccharomyces cryophilus OY26
Lineage: Eukaryota; Fungi; Ascomycota; Schizosaccharomycetes; Schizosaccharomycetales; Schizosaccharomycetaceae
Product: endocytosis regulator
Exons: 2
Coding region: 483-1577 (364 amino acids)
Source: RefSeq, a predicted model, not a curated record